Molecule: messenger RNA, 6312 nt
Organism: Otolemur garnettii (small-eared galago)
Lineage: Eukaryota; Metazoa; Chordata; Mammalia; Primates; Galagidae
Gene: PPM1B
Product: protein phosphatase, Mg2+/Mn2+ dependent 1B
Exons: 7
Coding region: 511-1692 (393 amino acids)
Biological process (GO): protein dephosphorylation; positive regulation of canonical NF-kappaB signal transduction; negative regulation of canonical NF-kappaB signal transduction
Cellular component (GO): nucleus; cytosol
Molecular function (GO): manganese ion binding; magnesium ion binding; protein serine/threonine phosphatase activity
Source: RefSeq, a predicted model, not a curated record
AUCCCACUGGGUGAGAGCCGGAGGCGGGGCUCUCCGAGGGGCGGGGAGGGACGGGGUGCGGGGAGGGGGUUGCAGAAGGAGCCCAGCGGCUGCUGCUCAAUGGCGGAAAAGCCGCCGGUGCUCUGAUUGCCUGGUUCCCCUAGCAGUUGCGGGGGAGUUUCCUGCCGGCGCGGCUGGAGUCUCUGUUUCUCUGCGUUCGGUGGUUGGAAGAUGCUCCAGAGAGACGAGGCUGCGGCGGAGGAGGUGGCGGCAGCCGAAUCGGCAACGGCGCUAGGGUGGAGAGAAGGCGGCAGCGGCGGCGGCGGCGGCGGCGUGAGGGGCCCGGCGGUCUAAACAGUCCCGGAGGUGGCGGAGGUGGUGGCCGAGACCCCAAGGGGGAAGCGGCGGCUGAGGCAGGGUCGCGCCUCCGUUGGAAACUUGGGCUGAAUACGGCGGGGGGGCUCUGCGGCGGGCGCGAGCGAGACGCCUUAGACUUCGCCUCCCUCCCUCGCCACAGAUUUAUUGCUAAACAUGGGUGCAUUUUUGGAUAAACCCAAAACGGAAAAACAUAAUGCUCAUGGUGCUGGGAAUGGUUUACGUUAUGGCCUGAGCAGCAUGCAAGGAUGGAGAGUGGAAAUGGAAGAUGCACACACAGCUGUUGUAGGUAUUCCUCAUGGCUUGGAAGACUGGUCAUUUUUUGCAGUUUAUGAUGGUCAUGCUGGAUCCCGAGUGGCAAAUUACUGUUCGUCACAUUUAUUAGAACACAUCACUACUAAUGAAGACUUUAGAGGACCUACAAAAUCAGGAUCUGCUCUUGAGCUUUCAGUGGAGAAUGUCAAGAAUGGUAUCAGAACUGGCUUUUUGAAAAUUGACGAAUACAUGCGUAACUUUUCAGACCUUAGAAAUGGGAUGGACAGGAGCGGGUCAACUGCAGUGGGAGUUAUGAUUUCACCUAAGCACAUCUACUUCAUCAACUGUGGUGAUUCACGUGCUGUUCUAUGUAGGAAUGGACAAGUCUGCUUUUCUACCCAGGAUCACAAACCUUGCAACCCAAGGGAAAAAGAGCGAAUCCAAAAUGCAGGAGGCAGCGUAAUGAUACAACGUGUUAAUGGUUCAUUAGCAGUGUCUCGUGCUCUGGGGGACUAUGAUUACAAGUGUGUUGAUGGCAAGGGCCCAACAGAACAACUUGUUUCUCCAGAGCCUGAGGUUUAUGAAAUUUUAAGAGCAGAAGAGGAUGAAUUUAUCAUCUUGGCUUGUGAUGGGAUCUGGGAUGUUAUGAGUAAUGAGGAGCUGUGUGAAUUUGUUAAAUCUAGACUUGAGGUAUCUGAUGACCUGGAAAAUGUGUGCAAUUGGGUAGUGGACACUUGUUUACAUAAGGGAAGUAGAGAUAACAUGAGUAUUGUACUAGUUUGCUUUUCAAAUGCCCCCAAGGUCUCAGAAGAAGCAGUGAAAAAAGAUUUAGAGUUGGAUAAGCACUUGGAAUCACGGGUUGAAGAGAUUAUGGAGAAGUCUGGUGAGGAAGGAAUGCCUGAUCUUGCCCAUGUCAUGCGCAUCUUGUCUGCAGAAAAUAUCCCUAAUUUGCCUCCCGGGGGAGGUCUUGCUGGCAAGCGCAAUGUUAUUGAAGCUGUUUAUAGUAGACUGAAUCCACAUAGAGAAAGCGAUGGGUUUGAUCCACCUUCAGCUGUAUACACAGACAAUAUUUUCACAUUUUGAAUGGCAGUCUUGAGCACGUCCAUUUGUAAACCUGCUGAGAACUCUGGUGACAAGAAAGGCAAUGACUUGGCAAACCUUCCAAACCCCCGGAAGUACAAGGACAAAAAGGGUUUUUGUAAACCUGAGUGAAAUAUGAACCCAACAUUUUAUAAUUACAGUAUUCAUGUGGCUAUUGACCUUUACUCUUAUAUUGUACUAGUGGAGACAGAGAAGAACUAUCACUGUAGCCUUCAAAAUCCUAUUUUUUCCUGUCCAUACAAUAAACACCUAUGGCUUCUUGGCAGCACUUAUGGUUUUAUUCCAGGGACUCUUGUGGUUAAAGGCAGGUUUUAAUCUGCCAUCACUGUUUUCCUAAAAGCACUGUUUGUGUCUAAAGUUGCCGGAUUUCUAGAUGUUUGUGUAAGAGCAUCUUGUGACUCUGCUUUUUAUCAUUUCCAGAUCUCUUCUGAAAGGAGGUGGUGUUUAUAGUUAAUAUGAAAGGAAGCAGGUUUGUAACUGGCUGCUCCUACACGAAUACAAAUCUUAAUAACCUUUCUAAAUUAGACCCUUUGGGGUUUAAUUUAGGUGACUUCAAAACCUAUAUUUCAGGAGUAUAGAAAAUAGUAAAUUACUUGAUCUGACAGGGAAUUGGCUCAGAUACUCCUCCAAGCAGCCAAAAAAUAGUACUUUUGGACAACCACCACUUGGGCAAGCUCCUCUCCUGUGCCUUUUUUUUACAAUUUCAUUUGUUAAUCAAUUUGCUCUUAUAACUGAGGAAUAGUAAACAACUGUAACUAUAUAGUAACUGUGUAUAUUCCCUUUCUGAAAAAUGAUAUUCUCACUGUGGGGUUGAAAAGUGCAGGAAAGUAUAGUAAAAAGGAAAAGGAACACAUUUGGUUCUUGAGGUCAAUGAUAUGCUAAGAUUAAUCCUUGCUUUUCCAAGGAAAAUAGAUAUAAAUAUUAUGGGAAGUGCUGUAGGAAAACUUUAAAGGAUAAUAAAAUUUUAAAGGAUAAUAGUAAUCUCUUUAAGAGAAAACUGUGGAAGCAUUCCCUCUCAUUUUUGGAUCCCUGCUUAAUUCUAGUAUGUAAUUGUGUGGAAUAACAAGCUUCUUUAGAAUGUUGGAUGGAUUUAUUCAUAUUUUGUUUACUCUGAGAGUGAAUGUUGAGAUAAGACUUAUUGGAAUCACCUAUGUAGGUUGUGCCUAAAGCAAUAGUGCACUAAGACAUACCUUUAAGACAAACUGGGUCAAAAUUAGAUUCUUCCCACAUGUUUCAGAAUAGUUAUGGGUAAGCUGAAUUGUAUAAAGAAAAUCAUAAGUGAAGUGCACUUGGAUGCUUGGCUAUGUAAACUCUCUUUGAGAAGGAAGGAAUUCUUUACUAGUAACUCAUGUUUUUGUGUGUAUCUUUGUCUACAUAUAAUAGGGAAAUAUAUAUACGUAGACACACAUUUUUAAGGUUUUUGGUUUCUGCAGGGAGGGGCAUACAUGGAUGUUCCAGUGUACCACACUAAUAUGGUGAAACGUCAUUCAUCAUCAAAAAUUUAUAUAUCAGUGAUGAUUAACACUAGAAAAAGGGUGCUGAAAUAAACUGUAUUUACUAGACAGAUUUCACAUCAGGAAACAACACACACAGCUGCUUAUCCAUUUGAGAGAGUAGCCAAUAAAGCAAACUCUCAAGGUUUUGGACUUUCACAUCUCCUAAAGUUUUAGCAUAGUAGUUCUGAAGACUUGUCAUUUUUUGUGUUCUUCAAAGAGUAGUAAAUUUUGUAGCUGAGCAGAUAUUUAAGUACAAAUUUGUAAAAGGUCAAAGGUGGAAAAAACAUGAAUGCCAGAUGGUUUUCAGCAGCCUGAGUCUCAAGACAGAAGUCCACUUCCAUCUUCAGACAGCUCUGCCUGUCCUCAGCUGUGUCUAUGUCCUCACCUCAUUUGUCUUAAUCGAUCCUUGAUGCCAAAUAUCUAAUCAUAUCACUUAGGAAGCCUCUCAGCAUCUUUUCAUUUUCCGUUAUUUCAUUCCGUAUAUAUUGUGACUUUGACUGUAUUUACCACCAACAGGACAAAAUCCUUUUGUCCACAUACGCUGUCAUUUUCUCGAUCUUUCUUACAGUAUGCAACUCAGAACUGAACACUUUCCAAUGGCAGAACUGUGUCAUCCUUUGUUCUGGGGAGUACUCUUCAUUCUUCUGUUUGAAACCCAGGUAUUAGACUAGCUUUUCUGACAACCGCAUGGUACAGUUUGAGUCCUUUGAGCUUAGUUAUUUUUGCUGCUUGUAGACAGUAUUUGAGUUAAGUUCGUUAAAUCUUUUGACUUGAUCUUGGAUUCUGUCUAAGAAGUAUUAGCCAUCUUCUUUCCAGUCACUCCAGAGUUUCAUAUGAAAACCUCCCAUAUUGAGUGAAACAAGUUGAAGGACUAAAGCCCUGUGGUAGGCCUCAGAAGUUGUAGUGGGAUGCAAUUUGACCAAUCUCUUAAUCGGCGUCCAUGAGUUAAGAAUUUUAGUAAUGUGCUGAUCCACCUUUCAGCCAAUAUCUCUCCAGGUUAUAUAUAAGGAUAUCAUAGGAUUUUACAUUUCUUACUAAAGUCAUCAUAUAUAGCACAUUUUAUCUGGAGUUUUCACUAGGACCCUUUUCCUGUAGGUCUAUGCAAAUUUCUGGUGUUUUUGCUUAUGAUGUUUAUUGCAUCAUUUAUGUAUUUUUUUUUAAUUCUAAGCUACUUACAUUCAUUCCUGUGCAACUGGUGAUUUCUUCUUGUUUUAUUGUUUUUAAGGAUGUAUCUCUUUUUAUCUUGUAUGUUAUACUUCAGUAACAAAGUCUUUUUCCAAAUAAUCUUGAUGCGUUAAAAAAAAAUCUAAAGUACAACUUGAUCUGCAACCCAAGAGCCACAGGCAGCAGUGUAGAUUGUACAGGGCAGAGCAGUGUCUCAUUCAUGAAGGUGCCAUUCUUAUCAUAGACAGGUGGACCUAGAUGUUACAACUCUCGGCAGGAGGCAGGAAGCGUUCUUCUAAUAAAACCAUAUGGUUAGUUAUGUUGCAACAUAUAUGUAGCAGGUGGAAGUACAGUGACUUCAGUAAGGAGUGCUUUUCCACAGUGUAUGUUGAUGAUUUACCAAAGAUGCCACAUGGGUUAGCAGCAGCUCUAGAAUCUUCAAUUGCUCUCUGAAAGGAGCCAGUGAAGCUUUUUCCUUUAUGUUCUCUGGUUUACAUCCUCCUUGCCUUAAAAAAAAAGACAAAGAAAAGAAAACAGUGGCAUUGUAGGAGUGUGGCAGAGGAAUGGGGCGGCACAUAGGCGAUCUUCAAGGACCAAUUUGCUGUCUACCCUUGAGUUCAGGCUUCUUAGAAGGGCCAGUGCCACACUCGGUUUGCUGUUUUACCUCUUCUUCUCUUGACAUCCUCAACUACCAGGGCUGAAAAAAUAGCAAGUGAGAAAAAUAGUAGGAAGGGAAUGGCCCAGUUGUAAGUUUCCGCAGAUGUAUGUAUUGUUUAUGAUAUAAAUACAGUAUAUUUGUGCACAUUUCUGUAUGUAUGCUGUACUGCAAUAAAAAUUUAAAGAAUCUUGACUAGUGCAAUAACCUUCAUAUGUAUUUAUUUAUUAUAUGAAAUUUCUGUUCCAUGUUAGUGGAGCACAUGAGAAGAGUCUAGUAGAUGCAUUUAUGCUUUGGAGAUAUGGACUAAAAUACAGAUUACAAAUUGUAUGAAAUCAGGGAAGGAGGGAGCACCUUCAAGAGAUAGGCAACAGUUUAGGCAGUGUUGCCUAAACUGCUGUAACAAACAGAACCAAAAUUGCAAUGGGUGAAACAUAAUAGAAGCUUAUUUCUUGCUCAUGUAUAAACCAAGGGGCUUCCCAAGUCAGAGGGCUUCUCUCUUCCAUGUGGCGACUCAGGUCUGAGGAUUUUUCCAUCCUAUGGCUACCAUCUUAUCACCCAGGGCCUUUUGGUCAUCUGUAUCCCAACAGUGAAAGAAGAAAGCAAGGAAAAGGUACUCCUGCUUCUUCAAAGCCUCACCUGGAGGUAGUGUGCUUUGUUCCUAUUCAUCUUAAUUGGUAAGAACUAAUCUUGUGGCCACACUUAGCUGUCUGAAGGGGGGGGGCUAAGAAAUUGUUUUCCCCUGGUUGGGUAGCUACAUCACAGCUCAAAGUCAAUGACUGUGGAAGACUGCGUGCACAGUAUGGGGGCAGCUGACCAUGUCUGCCACAGGCAGCCGUUCUCCAGAGCAAGUAAACAGGUUCUACUGUUGAGGAGAGAUAUGGCAUACAUAUUAAGGCACUGUGGACAGAGAAAACUAACAAUAAUUCAAACACAAGCUUCAAAAGUGAGAUGCCUCUAUGCACUUGCUAGAAUUGCUAACAUUAAGAAGACUGACACACCACCAUUGAUUGGCAAAGAUGUGUAAUACUUGGAACUUUGAGUAUCAUUGGUAGAAGGAUAAAAUUUGGAAAAAUUCUGAGGUUUCCUAUAAAAUAAAACAUCUACUGACAUUAUGUCCCAUCAGUUCCCCUCCUAGGUAUUCACCUAAAGAUGUAUUCCACAAAAGGACUUGUGCAAGAACGUCUAGAGCAAGUCUAUUCAUAGUAAUGUCAAAUGGGCAACCACCCAAAUAUUCAUCAGAAGGAGAGUGGUGGGUGGUGCCCGUAGCUUAGUAGGUAGGUUACU